AUCUAUUCAUAACAUUCAUAUAUGCGAAAUCGUACAAGACGAGGCACCGUAAUAUAAGGUAAUUUCAUUGUAAACAUGCGAAUCAGCACAACCAAUGUAUGCCUAUGCAUUAGAAAACCUGGUGCCUCAAGGGUCAACCUUCACUGCCCUAAUAUACUGGGGAUCAAUUCUGGGCAAUGUAGCAACUCUUGUAUGGACACCCCUGAAACCAAAAAAUAACACAUAUCCAUGUCCAGAGACCGCCAUCGUUUACAUAUGGGCUUUUUGUAAUUGAUUCGUGAUUGUUUGUCAGAAAACUUGGUACCUGAUCCAUCAAUAAUUUUGAAAAAAUCUUAAAUGAGCUUUCUCAGAUGUGACACCGUCCACUAGGAACGAACAAAUAAGCGUACACAAAGUCAGAGUACCCUAAAAGUACAUUUACACAUUUACAGAUUGUCGGAAGCGCUGUAAAG
Molecule: messenger RNA, 452 nt
Organism: Radiomyces spectabilis
Lineage: Eukaryota; Fungi; Mucoromycota; Mucoromycetes; Mucorales; Radiomycetaceae
Exons: 2
Coding region: 95-274 (59 amino acids)
Source: RefSeq, a predicted model, not a curated record